This is a messenger RNA of Carassius gibelio (silver crucian carp), 1673 nucleotides long. Its product is annotated as uridylate-specific endoribonuclease A-like. NCBI's taxonomy places the organism in Eukaryota, Metazoa, Chordata, Actinopteri, Cypriniformes, Cyprinidae. Bases 528 to 1550 code for a protein of 340 amino acids. Gene Ontology annotation, molecular function: RNA endonuclease activity. The record is from RefSeq and is a predicted model, not a curated record. The transcript is spliced from 9 exons.
CCGCGCGCGCUGAGCGUUUGAAACGGUUCACUCAGAGUUGUAACGUUUAAGAACAUAAAGAGCGUUGAAGACGUGACUGGAUUUGCACUGAAUUAAAAGCAAAUCUGCAAAGGCUAUUAUUUGCUUGCAAUGAAGAUCUGUAUUGGAUGAACUCCACGUGCGCUGUCUACGGUUCAACAGGUGUUUACCAUUUCUGGAGCCUGAAAACGAGAACUGUUCUCAAAAGAUUUUGGACCAGCUGACUGAAAAAGAGGAACAGAGAUUCAUUUAUUUUAUUUUAUAUUUGGAUUACAGACUUCCUCUUUGUAAUCAUCUGCACCACUCCCAAAACUGCCUUUUUGCUCAUAGUACACAUCAAAAGUAUGAAUUGAGUCAUCUAAGUGCUUUAUUAUUAAAUAUCAGUAGUCAUUAUCACAACACAAAAGUGUUGAUGCAUGGGAGGAGUUCCUUCAACUUUACUGAGCUAAUAUAAACCGACCCGCACAAAACCAAAUCUGUAGUUUGUGCAUCUAAAUCGCCUGAAAUCCAUGAUGAAGAUCACCCUCAUCCUCUUUCUCACCAUCACCCUGAUCUCUCAGGGCUACAGCGGCUCACUCUCUUUUAAAGGAAGAUGUGGAGAGCCCCACAAUUCUUUGAACGACUGCCACAUCGAUUCACAAUGUCAGAAGCUUGAGGACUGCUGUGAUGACUAUAAAAAACAGUGUGGUCGUCGAGCAUUAGCCAGUGUCUCUGAUGCUGAGAUCAAGUCUCUGUCUGAGACGCUGUACAAGUUAGACCAUAACAGGGCCACAACCUCAGAACUGGUUAUUGAUCCUCAGACACUGAUCUCUUCAUCUGAGACCGGCUCCAGGGAUGACGCCUCAUCUCGCCCACUGUUCAAGCAAGUGAGUAGUACUUUGCUCUCCAAGCCCACAUAUAAAGCUCUGCUGAAUCUAUUAGACAACUAUAGAAGGGUGACAGGGGAAGUGGAGGAUGUGCCCUCACAGGAAGUGCAGGAGCAGGACACUUUCCUCCAACAGACCAUGAAUACUGAUGUGGGCAGGGAGCUUUACAAUUUCCUCCACUCCAAAGGUAUAUACUCAUCUCAGAGCGAGUUUAUCCAGGAUCUGAAGAUGAUGUGGUUUGGGCUUUACUCUCGAUCUAGUGGCAAACUGGACUCCAGUGGGUUUGAGCACAUCUUUGCAGGGGAAAUUAAGGGUGGAAAGGUGUCUGGUUUCCACAACUGGCUGCAGUUGUAUCUGAAUGAGAAACAGGGACUCCUAAAUUACUACAGCCAUAGUUUUAAUGGCCCUUGGACCACAUAUCCUGAUGUAUUGGGAAUGCAGUUUGAAUGGGAUGGAUAUUUCAAAGAGGUUGGUUCUGCCUUUAUCGGCUCUAGUCCUGAAUUUGAUCUUGCUAUAUACAGUCUCUGCUACAUCACCCGCCCUGGCAAGAAGUGUUAUGUGAGUCUGGGAGGACAGACUCUGGGCAUUCAGACCUAUACAUGGGACAACAGCAGCUAUGGGGAUGGAAAGAAGUACAUUGCCUCCGCUUACCCUGCCACACCAUGAUUCCCGUCAUCUGUGCAUCAGCAUCAACAGACUUACAACCAAAACAACUCAUAUGCAAUCUUAAUUAUUCUCUUGGUUGUUCGAGGUUAUUGUUGGACCAAAUAAAACACAAAAGAAAAAUGC